Molecule: messenger RNA, 1128 nt
Organism: Huiozyma naganishii CBS 8797
Lineage: Eukaryota; Fungi; Ascomycota; Saccharomycetes; Saccharomycetales; Saccharomycetaceae
Product: zinc-binding alcohol dehydrogenase family protein
Exons: 1
Coding region: 1-1128 (375 amino acids)
Molecular function (GO): oxidoreductase activity, acting on NAD(P)H
Source: RefSeq, a predicted model, not a curated record
AUGUCUUUGCCCAGUACGAUGGAUGCAGUAGUGAUUGAUGGCGACAGAGCCGUAGUGAGAAGUGGAGUCCCAGUACCAACAGUGCCCAAGGGUUACCUUCUGGUGAGGACUCGGGCAGUAGCUGCUAACCCUACAGAUUGGAAGCACAUCGCGUGGAAAGUUGGGCCCCAGGGGUCCAUCCUUGGUGUGGACGUUGCUGGGGAGGUUGUUCAAUUGGGGGACGGAGUGGACACUGCACAGUUUAGUAAGGGCGAUUGUGUCUACGGGUUCGUCCACGGUGCGUGUGUGAGGGCCCCAGAGAACGGUGCGUUUGGACAAUACGCCGCUGUGGACUCCCAAUUGGUGUUCAAGAUGCGCUCACCAGGGUCUACGGGUCCUGGAGUGGUCCCGCGCGGGCGUGUAAACACCUGGGAAGCCGCGGCAAGCAUCCCAUGCUCCAUCAUGACCGCUGGUGAGACUCUGUUCCACCACAUGAAGUUGGAGAUGGACUGGCAGGUGAAUGGUCCAGCGCAGAUCCCAGGUACCGUGCUUGUGUGGGGUGCUGGGACCACGUUGGGCCAGUGGGUGAUCCAAUUGCUGAAACGGUUCCAUGCGUUCAGCCGGAUCGUGGUCGUUGCGUCGCGCCGCCACGAGGCUCAAUUGCGCCAGUACGGUGCUGACGAGUUGUUCGACUACCAUGACGGAGAUGUCGUCAACCAGAUCAAGAGCAAGCACGGAGACCUCAUCUGGCUGCUAGACUGUGUCUCCACGAGGGAGACCUUCAGACAGACGUAUCAGUGUGCGCCAGCGAACAAACCGUCCACCGUGUUCAACUACGACAUGUUGACAGUGGAUGUUAUCCCAGAGACUGAACGGAACGAGAAGUACGUUACCGUCGACGGGACACUACUGUACUUGAUUACGGGGAACCCAUUGCAAAUGGGUGACCAUGUGUUCCCCGCUGACGAGCAGUACAGACAGACGGCCAUCAAGUUCAUACGUUACAUCGGGCCGUACUUGCGCGACGGCUCGCUGGUCCAUGUCCCAUUGAAGGUCGUCAAGGGCGGCCUCAACGCCGUGCCGGACAUGCUCGACGACGUCCGCAACGGCAGGACCGCCGGACACAAGCUUGUGACGCUGCUGGAGUGA